Kwoniella botswanensis is the source of this 585-nucleotide messenger RNA. RefSeq lists its product as uncharacterized. Lineage: Eukaryota; Fungi; Basidiomycota; Tremellomycetes; Tremellales; Cryptococcaceae. The record is from RefSeq and is a predicted model, not a curated record. The transcript is spliced from 4 exons. The coding region runs from base 1 to 585 and encodes 194 amino acids.
AUGUCGAUCUCAGGCGGAUAUACAGAUGCUCACCCAACGGAUGAUGAGAUGUUCAAGCGCAGAUACGUCGCUAUUCAAGAUGUAAUCAACGAACUAGAAGAUGAGAACAACUUGAUAGCUUAUCGGAUAGCUAAAAUGCGUAAAGAUCGAAUAGACAAAGAACGAGCUGUUCAGGAGCAGCAGCACCAGCUCCAAAAAGAGAAAGAACGUAAAAAUGCAAAACAAUCUAAAUCUACAUCAAAAGCGAAACCAAAAUCGAAGACUCAGAUCAAAUCUGAAGCCGAAGCAGCCGAAGUUGGGUCUGAGAUCAACGAGAGGGAGGCUGAAAUUAUAGAUGUGGAUGUGGAAGGGAACGAGCAUGAGUUGGAACAACGAAAAGGAGAUGUCCAAGUCGAGGAAAUUGGAGAGAAGGGUGAUAUCUCUGACGAUCAGCAGAGAUCAUCAAUUCCACCAGAUCAAGAUCAGGAUCAAAAUUUGAAACCCUCUUCUCCUAUACCGCACGAAUACGAAAACGGAAUUGGAAAUGGACACGAAGAACAGUCUGCUAAAGCCGAGGACGAAGAUGUAGAGAUGGAUGAUUAUUAG